GCGAUCUGUUGCACGUAUCGCUGGAAAAUGUGAAGCGGGAGGAAUGCUGAUAGUCGAAGGAACACGUUUGGUGCACGGUGAACGGAGUGCAGACUUUAUGAGAUCGUUGGACGAGCUUUGGAAGCUAUUAUCGAGAUCGGCAAAUCGAAAGAUCGAAUAAGCGAAUCGCGCGAUCAGCCUGGAUAGUAUAAUUAAAACGGAGAAAAGCGGAGUGAACGGGGCAAGGUCUGCGGAGGAACUGGAGGAACCGCGUUGCGCGUAGCCGACGGCUGCAAGGCUGCUCUUCCUCAUGGAUCCCAUCGUGCUAGAGAGUAACGGGAGCGAACUCGGUGCAGAUCAGCAGCAGCAGCAGCAGCAACAGCCUCAUCAACAACAGCAGCAGCAACAGUACGGCGAGGUGAACCAAUUAGGGGGUGUGUUCGUAAAUGGCCGACCCUUGCCAAAUGCGGUCAGGUUGCGAAUAGUGGAGCUUGCACAGCUGGGCAUCAGGCCGUGCGACAUCUCGCGGCAGCUGCGAGUCAGCCAUGGUUGUGUCAGCAAGAUCUUGGCCCGGUACCACGAGACAGGCAGCAUACUGCCUGGCGCGAUCGGUGGCAGCAAACCCCGUGUCACCACCCCGAAGGUGGUCCAGUAUAUCAAACAAUUGAAACUGAAGGAUCCUGGUAUCUUCGCUUGGGAGAUCAGGGAUCGUUUGUUGUCGGAUGGCGUGUGCGACAAAUACAACGUGCCAUCGGUGAGCAGCAUCUCGAGGAUAUUGAGGAACAAGGUCGGCGCGGCGACCGCGAUUCAUCAUCAUCCCCAUCAUCCGGCGCAUCAUCACCAUCAUCAUCAUUUGUACGCGGCCGCGGCCGCGGCUGGAGCCGCCCUUUGUCCUGUCCCGUAUCCGCCGACGCCUUAUCACGCAACGCCGCCGCCCGCUGUAACGCAUCAUCACCAUCAUCAUCAUCAUCAAGUUGGGCCGACGACGCCGGGCAAGCUGUCACCGUCUUCCCCGACCGCUAUUCAUCCCAGUGUCGGCCAUCAGACGGCUACUUCCGUCGGUCUACAGUGGCCGAGUUCUCACACGGUUCACGACAUCCUCGCCACCAGCUGCAACUUGAUCAAUUCGCAGUCGUCUCCGUCGCCAACGUCGCCAUUAUGCGCUACGGUGAACAAUAAUCAUCACCACGGUCACCAUCAUCACCAUCAGAGCAACGAUAACGCUGCCAGUAACAAUAACAACGAGGAAACCAGCGGUUACCAUCAUCCGCACCACCAUCACCAUCAUCAGCAGUAUUACGCGUCGGCUCUGUACCAUCAUCAUCAUCACCAUUCGGACACCGUCACCCCCGUGGCAACCACGUCACCGGUUCUCACUGUACAGUCGAUCAUGAUGCAGUCGUCGGCGACGAACAGUCAACCAGCUAGUCCCUGUAAUUGA
This is a messenger RNA of Bombus pascuorum, 1420 nucleotides long. RefSeq names its product paired box protein Pax-1-like. The coding region runs from base 290 to 1420 and encodes 376 amino acids. The transcript is spliced from 3 exons. Gene Ontology annotation, molecular function: RNA polymerase II cis-regulatory region sequence-specific DNA binding; DNA-binding transcription factor activity, RNA polymerase II-specific. The record is from RefSeq and is a predicted model, not a curated record. NCBI's taxonomy places the organism in Eukaryota, Metazoa, Arthropoda, Insecta, Hymenoptera, Apidae. Gene Ontology annotation, biological process: anatomical structure development; regulation of transcription by RNA polymerase II.